This is a messenger RNA of Tachyglossus aculeatus (Australian echidna), 3057 nucleotides long. It is a transcript of the gene REPS2, whose product is annotated as RALBP1 associated Eps domain containing 2. Gene Ontology annotation, cellular component: cytoplasm; plasma membrane. The record is from RefSeq and is a predicted model, not a curated record. The transcript is spliced from 29 exons. Lineage: Eukaryota; Metazoa; Chordata; Mammalia; Monotremata; Tachyglossidae. Gene Ontology annotation, biological process: endosomal transport; endocytosis. Bases 1 to 2679 code for a protein of 892 amino acids. Gene Ontology annotation, molecular function: calcium ion binding; protein binding.
AUGCGCAGUGGAUUCCAAGGAAGGCUAGGCAUGAAAAUCUUAAGGAUUUUUGUGCCUGAAAAUAAGUAUCAGAUCAAUAUCAAUGCUGAGACCAGUGAGUCUUUUAUGUUUCAUUGCUGUGUUAUGAAACGGCUAUCUGUCCGGCAGAAGGAAACUGUAAGGAAGAUGGAGGAGAGAAACGAACCUGUUGUGGGGAAUGUUCUCCAAAGGGUUGGACGAGAGGUCCUGCCUAUUACCUUGCAAAACAACGAUAAGUGGUCAGGUGGAACGUGUUACUUUGAAAAACCAGAACAACCAGUUCCCUUUUCCCAGGGCCAAGUCCUCUCCCCGGUUUUCAGUGUUCAUUGUGCGUCCGGAGCCGGGGAAACGGACCUGCCUAGUACUGCGAACUUUACCGGGAGUUUCGGAAGUGCUGCUAAUAUUAUAGUGGCAUUAAUUAAAGUGGCAACGCUGUCCAGCUGCAUCUUGGCAGCAAUCACAGUCAUGAAUUUUUAUUUUUUUGCUAGCCACUUUAUUCAUCCUGGCAGGAAGAUGAGUGAAAAAGGAGCUGCCCUUUGGUGCAAAGAGGGUGAUGCCAACACGGAGACCAAAUGCAAGAGUGAGGGGGGUACCCUAAAUUCACUUCAAACAUUUUCACUGAACUUCUUACUCAGUAUCAUCAGCAAGAAACAGCAAAGUUUGGGAGGUGAGCUCCAGUUACAAAUAUUAGCAAUGAGCGAGAGAUACGUGGGGGCUGUAAUGAUUUGCCAGUUUGUAGUCUUGAAAGCUAUCCUGGCAGCCGUGAGGAGAAACGUGUCAGUGUACCUGAAACUCAUUCAUCUGGGUCCUUUGAGAACCUGCUUGGUGUUUUAUCAAGGAAUUGAUAAUCUUGUGUUGAAGGAGUCAGGACAUAACCAUGAUUCCAUAUGGAUCCCAGUGGAAUUUAAACCUCUUUCUGGCCCAAAUCUCAGUCUAAUCUGUUUCAUAACUUUUGGAGUAAAUCAGUUCCCUUUGCUGUAUCAAGAUUUUUCAGAGGCGUUGAUCACAGAGCUGUGCGGUGCCAAACGUGUGGGCUAUUUUGGUCCCACCCAAUUUUACAUCGCGCUGAAGUUAAUUGCGGCAGCUCAGUCCGGCCUCCCCGUACGAAUCGAGAGCAUUAGGUGUGAGCUGCCUCUUCCUCGCUUUGUGGGCCUGAAGAAUGACAGUGAAAUGAGAUAUGGAAAUCCCACAGAAUUACCUGGAGCUAAAUUUCAGGUUCCAUACGCAGCCAUGGAAAAGAAUACCUUUAAAAGAACGGAUGAUGGGGAGAAACAGGAACCAAAGUCUCCUGGUAUGUCCCCAAUUGGCUCCCCUCCUGCCUCUCCAUCAGACUACCAGAGGACCCCCUUGGGUUAUGGUUAUGGCAGACUGAGGAGUGGGGUGGAACAGCAGCGUGGAGCUCCUUGUGAAACGAGACAGCCUGGUCUCCCCCAAGACGGACCCCCGGCAGGCAACCAAGGAACCAAGCACGCACGUCGGCAUGCUUCGCUUAUCCGGUCCCUCUCAGUGGACAGAGAACCACAGGAAAGCAGCAGUGAUUACCCAGAUGAUCCGUGGAGGAUAACUGAGGAACAGCGAGAAUACUAUGUCAAUCAGUUCAAAUCCCUUGAGCCUGAUCUGAACGCCUUCAUUUCAGGUUCUGUGGCAAAGAACUUCUUCACAAAAUCGAAGCUCUCUAUCCCAGAACUUUCCUACAUAUGGGAGCUGAGCGAUGCAGACUGUGAUGGAGCACUGACCCUGCCUGAGUUUUGCGCCGCCUUUCACCUCAUCGUGGCCCGGAAGAAUGGCUAUCCACUGCCAGAGACCCUGCCUCCGACCUUACAGCCAGAUUACCUUCAAGCAGCUUUUCAUGGGCUCCAGCGGGAUUGCGCAUUAUAUGAUUCGUAUUCCGAGUCUACUCCAGGAAGCCAGCAGCUUUCUCGGGACAUGAGUCGGAUAAAGACGUCUGUGGAGAAGACGCCUGAUAAAACUACCCAACUGCAAGAUGUGAAAACUGAAGAGAAGCAAGCUGCAUGGAAGGAAGCGAAUUCUCUCAAAGCAAGACCACGGUCCAGGUCUUACUCGAGCACAUCAAUCGAAGAGGCCAUGAAGAGGGGCGAGGAGCCUCCAACCCCACCUCCGCGCCCUCAGAAAUCACACUCCAGGGCCUCCUCCUUGGAUUUGAACAAGGUUUUCCAGCCAGGAACUCCAGUUGCUAAAUCAGGAUGGUUACCUCCGCCACCGGCACUGCCGCCUAGGCCUCAUAUGUCACAGGCUGAACCAGUUUUAAAGAUGGAGCUUCAACCUCAGUUGAGCAGAACCCCAUCCCAGACGGAAGAAAGUAGCCCAAUAAAAAAGGACACGCCGCAUGCUCCGCCCCCAUCGAAGCCCAUCCGGCGGAAAUUCCGGCCCGAGCACCAGGCGGUGGACAAAGCGGAGCAUUCUCCCACCACGGGAAGCACCGGCCCUUCAGCCCCACCGGCGAAGCCACAUCCGACCGCCCUAAAACAGUCAUCCAAACAGAAGAAGGCGAUUCAGACGGCUAUUCGCCAAAACAAAGAAGCCAAUGCUGUGCUGGUCAGGUUGAACAGCGAACUCCAGCAGCAACUAAAGGAGGCGCACCAAGAACGGACGGCCCUGGAAUCGCAGUUGGACCAGCUCCGCCCCGUCACCGUCUUGUGACCCGUGGGGUUCGCUGAGAUCACCUGAGUCCUUGUGUCGUCACACUGUCCACUCCGCGCCAGCACGUUAAUCCUGGCAUCACCGGCUCACCGUGUCGGAGGAAGCGAGCGGCGGAAUGUAAUAUCUCUCCUUUUUUAAAAAUUUUCACCCCGAUCUUGCCGGGGAGGACUCGAGCAGAUUUUUCGACCUGCAGCUUUAGGCGAGACGGGAGUCUCCGGUCAUCAAGCCACUCCCAGCUCUGCUCUGGGCCAGAAAGACCUCCUGCUCACUCGCUCAUCACCCUAAAUCAGUCCUAAAUCCUAAAUCAAUCAAGUUAAUCCCGGCUCAGCCAUUUGUCCUCUGUGUAUGUCCUUGGGCAAGUUACUUCACUUCUCUAUG